GUUAUGUAGGUGGUUCACACUAUACCGAUCCAGGAACAGCAGUAGACCCCUUUUGUUUGCCAAGAAAUCCUGAGUGGGAGAGAUAUAAGGAUAAAGUUGAAACUUGGAGAGGGUAUGUGUAUGGCUCUGAAUAUGAAACGCAUGAUGGACAUUUUGCUAAACUUUACAAUCACAAUGUACAAUGUGCUGUUUGUCUUCUGAAAGAUAAACCAACAACAGCAGUUUUUCCAGCAAGAAAAUCCUGCUACAGAGGUUGGAGGUUAGAGUACAAAGGUUACCUUAUGUCAGGGUAUCAUGGAUUUAAGGCUGGUACAAUGUAUACUUGUAUUGACAAACAUCCUGAUACUGUUGCUGGGGGCCAUGCAACCAUAAUGGCUACCUCUUCUAUCCAGUGGAGUCUCGAUGUGGGUCGCUGA
Saccostrea cuccullata (small rock oyster) is the source of this 416-nucleotide messenger RNA. RefSeq lists its product as uncharacterized. NCBI's taxonomy places the organism in Eukaryota, Metazoa, Mollusca, Bivalvia, Ostreida, Ostreidae. The record is from RefSeq and is a predicted model, not a curated record. The annotation marks the transcript as partial. The transcript is spliced from 2 exons.